Molecule: messenger RNA, 1593 nt
Organism: Budorcas taxicolor (takin)
Lineage: Eukaryota; Metazoa; Chordata; Mammalia; Artiodactyla; Bovidae
Gene: SLC52A3
Product: solute carrier family 52 member 3
Exons: 5
Coding region: 1-1593 (530 amino acids)
Biological process (GO): riboflavin transport
Cellular component (GO): plasma membrane
Molecular function (GO): riboflavin transmembrane transporter activity
Source: RefSeq, a predicted model, not a curated record
AUGGUCCACAUCGGCUGGCUGCACUCCCAUUAUCUUCUCGCUUCCUCCCUGAAGCAAAGCCCUAAAAGCCCGGGCAUCUUUAGACCCUUUGGAGACGCCAAGACCCAGAGAGCGCGAGCAGCUGGCUUGACAAGGCACAGCCGGCUGGUCUGGGGAGGGAGCUGCCUCCGGCCCAGGGCGGACGUCACCAUGGCCUUCCUGAUACACCUGCUGGUCUGCACGUUCGGGAUGGGCUCCUGGGUAGCCAUCAACGGGCUUUGGGUGGAGCUGCCCCUGCUGGUGGCAGAGCUCCCGGAGGGCUGGUAUCUGCCCUCCUACCUCACAGUGAUCAUCCAGCUGGCCAACAUCGGCCCCCUGCUGGUCACCCUGCUCCAUCACUUCCGGCCUGGCUGCCUCUCCGAGGUGGCCGUUGUCUUCACCGUGCUGGGGGUGGGCACCAUCGCCUGCACCCUCUUCGCCUUCCUCUGGAACAUCACUUCCUGGGUGCUGGGCAGCCAGCACAGCAUCGCCUUCCUAGUCCUCACCUUCUUCCUGGCCCUGGUGGACUGCACCUCCUCUGUCACCUUCCUGCCCUUCAUGAGCAGGCUGCCCACCUACUACCUCACCACCUUCUUUGUGGGCGAAGGACUCAGCGGCCUCCUGCCUGCACUGGUGGCUCUCGCCCAAGGCUCGGGUCUCACCACCUGCGUCAACGUCACGGAGAUAUCGGCCACCACCCUGAGCCCUGAGACCACCAGGAACGUGGAGAGCCCACAGGGAGCUAGCAGCACUUUGGUGUCUGAGCUCGCUGGGAGAGCGCCCUCCGUGACCCACCUGGAAAGCCGUUACCUGCCCGCCAACUUCUCGCCCUUGGUCUUCUUCCUCCUGCUCUCCUUCAUGAUGGCCUGCUGCUUCGUCGCCUUCUUUUUCCUCCAGCGUCAACCCAAGCGCUGGGAAGCCUCCAUAGAAGACCUCCUCACCUCUCAGGUCACCCUCAACUCCAUCCGGCCGCAGGAAGGGAAGGACCUGGGUCCCCCAGAGGAGAGCGGCAAGGCCCAGGGCGCUCCGGAGGAGAAGACGGCCCCCCGGCACCUGGCCCCGCGGGCGUUCAUCUACGUCCUGGUGGCCUUCGUGAACGCGCUCACCAACGGCGUGCUGCCCUCGGUGCAGACCUACUCCUGCCUGUCCUACGGGCCUGUGGCCUACCACCUGUCUGCCACCCUCAGCUCCAUGGCCAGCCCUCUCACCUGCUUCCUCUCCGUUUUUCUGCCUAACAGGUCUCUGCCGUUCCUGGGAGUCCUCACAGUGCUCGGGACCAGCUUCGGAGCCUACAACAUGGCCAUGGCUGUGAUGAGCCCCUGCCCCCUCAUGCAGGGCCACUGGGGCGGAGAAGUCCUCAUCGUGGCUUCUUGGGUGCUGUUCACUGGCUGUCUGAGCUACGUCAAGGUGAUGCUGGGUGUGAUCCUGCGCGACCACAGCCGCAGCGCCCUCCUGUGGUGCGGAGCGGCGGUGCAGCUGGGCUCGCUCCUGGGAGCGGUUGUCAUGUUCCCGCUGGUCAACGUGUUGACGCUCUUCUCAUCCGCUGACUUCUGCAGCCUGCACUGCUCCGCCUAA